Messenger RNA from Amphibalanus amphitrite, 921 nucleotides. RefSeq lists its product as uncharacterized. Bases 104 to 532 code for a protein of 142 amino acids. The record is from RefSeq and is a predicted model, not a curated record. The transcript has 3 exons. NCBI's taxonomy places the organism in Eukaryota, Metazoa, Arthropoda, Thecostraca, Balanomorpha, Balanidae.
GUCAGUCGACAGUAAACGGUCGGAGGCGGUGCGGCCCUCUGACCGGUCUCGCCACUCGCCAUCCCGCCGCCCUCCCGUCGCCCCUCGGCCGAGAGCUAGUGCCAUGCGCGCCCCACUGGUGCUGGUGUUGGUGCUUCUGGCAGUGAUUGGACAUCAUGUCACCCACGCCGGUCUCCUGUAUAUGAACAUUAACCGGUAUCUGACUCAACUGCGCAGCGUCCGUGCUCUGUUCGAAGACUGGGAGUAUGCCGUACCGGUCGGCACGGCCUUUUUCCUCACGGCCAUCACCGCCGCCCAGUACGGCUUUCUGCCCGUGAGGAACCGUCACAUCGCCGACGGCGUCGAAGCCAUCAACCGGCACCUGCGGGCACUCUCGUGGCCGUCGAAGCGGUACCGGCAGCCGCGGGCGGCGCUGGCCUCUCCGCUGCCGGUCGCCCUGCAGGUGCUGGUCACGGCGUUCCGGCAUCUGGAGGAGGGCCUGCUGCGACAUGACCGGCCCCGAGCGGCACACGGUGUCCGCCGGAGGCUGUAGGUCGCGGAGGAACCGGCUCAGAGGGCGUCAGAGGGCGCACAGCUCGGCGAGCGAGUUAGAGAGUGGCAUUUGACUUGUGCUAAACGGGAGUGUUUGGGUGCACUGCCAAUUACCGAAAUUAGUGUGCAUAAUAGGCAGCAUCAACUUAUGCUGUUUGGAUGAUAAUGCUUGUUGUUUAUUUUAAAUGAUCGUGAUUAUUACGUGACCGGUAAUAAUGCACGCUGUUGUUGGAAUGUUUCCGGUUGGGUGGUAAUAACUACUUUGUUUUAGGUAUGCUAGUUCUGGACUGGAGGCAUUGAAUGCUGUUUUGUGUUAUUGUUGCUGUACUCUGUUGUCUUUGUCUGACAUUUAUGCAGCCAAGAUUAGGUACAUAAACACUUCCUAUUGCC